Aspergillus neoniger CBS 115656 is the source of this 1231-nucleotide messenger RNA. Its product is annotated as glycoside hydrolase family 5 protein. The record is from RefSeq and is a predicted model, not a curated record. Lineage: Eukaryota; Fungi; Ascomycota; Eurotiomycetes; Eurotiales; Aspergillaceae. Gene Ontology annotation, molecular function: hydrolase activity, hydrolyzing O-glycosyl compounds. The transcript has 7 exons. The coding region runs from base 1 to 963 and encodes 320 amino acids. Gene Ontology annotation, biological process: glucan catabolic process.
AUGAAGUUUCAGAGCACUCUGCUUCUUGCCGCCGCGGCUGGUUCCGCGUUGGCUGUGCCUCAUGGUCCUGGACAUAAGAAGAGGGCGUCUGUGUUUGAAUGGUUCGGAUCGAAUGAGUCUGGUGCUGAGUUUGGGACCAAUAUUCCUGGGGUCUGGGGAACCGACUACAUCUUCCCCGACCCCUCGGCCAUCUCUACGUUGAUUGACAAGGGGAUGAACUUCUUCCGCGUCCAGUUCAUGAUGGAGAGGUUGCUGCCCGACUCAAUGACUGGCUCAUAUGAUGAGGAGUAUCUGGCCAACUUGACGACAGUGAUAAAAGCGGUAACGGACGGAGGCGCUCAUGCCCUUGUUGACCCUCAUAACUAUGGCAGAUACAACGGCGAGAUCAUCUCCAGCACGUCUGAUUUCCAGACCUUCUGGGAGAAUCUGGCCGGCCAGUACAAAGAUAACGACCUGGUCAUGUUUGACACUAACAACGAAUAUCACGACAUGGAUCAGGAUCUCGUGCUGAACCUCAACCAAGCAGCCAUUAAUGGCAUCCGCGCCGCAGGUGCGACCAGCCAGUACAUCUUCGUCGAAGGCAACUCCUGGACCGGCGCCUGGACGUGGGUCGACGUCAACGACAACAUGAAAAACUUGACCGACCCCGAAGACAAGAUCGUCUAUGAAAUGCACCAGUACCUAGACUCCGACGGUUCCGGCACCUCGGAGACCUGUGUGUCCGAGACCAUCGGAAAAGAGCGGGUCACUGAAGCUACACAGUGGCUGAAGGACAACAAGAAGGUCGGCUUCAUAGGCGAAUAUGCCGGGGGUUCCAAUGAUGUAUGUCGGAGUGCCGUGUCGGGGAUGCUGGAGUACAUGGCGAAUAACACCGACGUAUGGAAGGACUACAUUUUCAGCCUGGAGCCCCCAGAUGGAACUGCGUACACGGGUAUGCUGGAUAUCCUGGAGGCAUAUCUUUGAGGUCUGGGUGGGUCGCAGAUGCGGUGCAUCGGAGAACUAUACGGAGUAUCUUGUCCGAGUGGGCGGUGGUGGUACAGAGAGGAGUACUAGUAUACAUUAGUGGCAGCGCACUGACUGACGUCACAAAGCAUUCCGUUUUGGACGCUCCAACAUUGUGCAUUCUGUUGAGUGUUACCUGUAGGCACUAGGCAGUGAGGCACGCCUGUCGCUGAAAUAGUGCACGUUGUACUCCAUAACGAGUAGUCGGUGGAUUCUUAUCAACGAUCAU